Acanthisitta chloris (rifleman) is the source of this 2663-nucleotide messenger RNA. RefSeq names its product serine/threonine-protein kinase TNNI3K. Gene Ontology annotation, biological process: regulation of transcription by RNA polymerase II; protein phosphorylation. Gene Ontology annotation, cellular component: nucleus. The coding region runs from base 1 to 2508 and encodes 835 amino acids. The transcript has 25 exons. The record is from RefSeq and is a predicted model, not a curated record. NCBI's taxonomy places the organism in Eukaryota, Metazoa, Chordata, Aves, Passeriformes, Acanthisittidae. Gene Ontology annotation, molecular function: ATP binding; protein kinase activity; RNA polymerase II-specific DNA-binding transcription factor binding.
AUGGGAAAUUAUAAAUCUAGACCAACCCAGACUUGCACGGAUGAAUGGAAGAAGAAAGUCAGUGAGUCCUACACCACAGUCAUGGAGAGGCUGGAGAACGAUCUGCAGAUCAAGGAGAAGGAGCUGGAGGAAUUGAAGCAUGUUUUUAGCUCUGAUGAAGCCUUCUGCAAAGUCAAUUUGAAUUACCGCACGGAGAACGGGCUCUCGCUGCUCCACCUGUGCUGCAUCUGUGGGGGCAACAAAUCACACAUCAGAACUCUCAUGCUGAAGGGGCUGCGCCCAUCCAGGCUGACGAGAAAUGGAUUUACAGCUCUGCACUUGGCAGCUUAUAAGGACAAUGUGGAGCUGCUGACAGCACUGCUGCACGGUGGGGCCGACACACAGCAGGUUGGGUAUGGAGCACUGACGGCACUGCACGUCGCCACCAUCGCUGGCCACUACAAGGCUGUGGAUGUUCUCCUGCAGCAUGGAGCCUAUGUGAAUGUGCAGGAUGCAGUGUUCUUCACCCCACUUCACAUUGCUGCAUACUAUGGCCACGAGCAGGUAACCCACCUCUUACUGAAGUUUGGAGCUGAUGUGAAUGCCAGUGGUGAAGUUGGGGACAGACCUCUGCAUCUGGCUGCUGCCAAAGGCUUUCUCAACAUCACAAAGCUCUUGAUGGAAGAGGGAAGCAAAGCUGAUGUGAAUGUUCAGGAUAACGAAGAUCACGUUCCUCUGCACUUCUGCUCUCGGUUUGGGCACCACGAAAUCGUGAAGUUCUUACUGCAAAGCAGCUUUGAAGUGCAGCCCCACAUGGUGAAUAUCUACGGAGACACUCCUCUGCACCUUGCCUGCUACAAUGGGAAGUUUGAAGUUGUCAAGGAAAUAAUUCAGCUCUCGGGAACAGAAAGUCUUACUAAAGAGAAUAUAUUCAGUGAAACAGCUUUCCACAGUGCUUGCACCUAUGGAAAGAGCAUAGAACUUGUCAAGUUUCUUCUUGACCAGAAUGUUGUGAGCAUCAAUCACCAGGGAAGAGAUGGGCACACAGGAUUGCACUGUGCUUGCUACCACGGCCACAUUCGCCUCGUGCAGUUCUUGCUGGAUAAUGGUGCUGAUAUGAAUCUGGUAGCGUGUGAUCCCAGCAGGUCCAGUGGAGAGAACGAUGAGCAGACCUGUUUGAUGUGGGCUUAUGAGAAAGGUCAUGAUGCCAUUGUGACCCUUCUGAAGCAUUACAAGAGACCUCAGGAUGAAUCCCCCUGCAAUGAAUACUCCCAGCCUGGAGGAGAUGGUUCCUAUGUGUCCGUGCCAUCCCCUCUGGGCAAGAUUAAAAGCAUGACAAAAGAAAAGGCUGAUGUUCUCCUCCUCCGUGCCAGUUUGCCGUCACACUUCCACCUGCAGCUCUCUGAGCUAGAGUUCCAUGAGAUUAUUGGCUCAGGGUCUUUUGGAAAAGUCUACAAGGGACGAUGCAGGAAUAAAAUCGUUGCAAUCAAACGCUACCGAGCCAACACCUACUGCUCCAAAUCCGAUGUGGACAUGUUUUGCCGGGAGGUUUCCAUCCUCUGCCGUCUGAACCAUCCGUGUGUUAUCCAGUUCAUGGGAGCCUGCCUAGAUGACCCCAGCCAGUUUGCCAUUGUCACCCAGUACAUCUCGGGGGGAUCCCUCUUCUCCCUGCUCCAUGAGCAGAAGAGAACUCUUGACCUGCAGUCUAAAUUGAUCAUUGCUGUAGAUGUGGCCAAAGGCAUGGAGUACCUCCAUAACCUCACACAGCCCAUCAUACACCGGGAUUUGAACAGUCACAAUAUUCUCCUGUAUGAGGAUGGUCAUGCAGUAGUGGCUGAUUUUGGAGAAUCUCGAUUUCUGCAGUCCCUGGAUGAGGACAACAUGACAAAACAACCUGGGAACCUGCGCUGGAUGGCCCCCGAGGUGUUCACCCAGUGCACCAGGUACACCAUCAAAGCCGAUGUCUUCAGCUACGCUCUGUGCCUCUGGGAGCUGUUAACGGGGGAAAUUCCAUUUGCUCACCUGAAACCAGCGGCAGCAGCAGCAGACAUGGCAUACCACCACAUCCGCCCACCCAUCGGUUACUCCAUUCCCAAGCCCAUCUCUGCCUUGUUGAUGAGGGGCUGGAAUGCCUGUCCCGAGGGGAGACCAGAGUUUUCAGAAGUUGUCACUAAGUUAGAGGAGUGUCUGUGCAAUAUCGAGUUAAUGUCUCCAGCCUCCAGCAACAGCAGCGGGUCCCUGUCUCCCUCCUCCUCCUCAGACUGCCUCGUGGCCCGGGGGGGUCCCGGCCGCAGCCACGUCGCCGCUCUGCGCAGUCGGUUCGAGUUGGAAUAUGCCUUGAACACACGAGCGUAUGCUGUCUGGUCACAGGGCACUGGGCAACCCCCUUCUCAGGACCUGUCUCUGGAUGAGAUGAGAAGGAGCUUCCAGUGCCCACCCGUGGACAAAAAUGGGUAUGUGUCGGACCCCUUGAGCACCAUGAGGUUCCACUCGUGCAGCAGCAGCGGCAGCUUUGAGGACAGCAGCUGAGGGAGGGACUGUCCUCUUGCCACCAGCCUGGAAAUUGACCCACAGUGCUCACCGAACCCUGAGUGUCACACCGAGAUCCCUGGACUGAACAGCUUUAGUGUUUAUGACAAAUGUCCCCGUCCUACAUUGUCCUUUAGCAUCUCCUGCUGCUGACC